CUGGUGGGCAACGGGCUGGGGCUCUGGCAUCUCUGCACCGGACCCCGCGCCCGCCACCCGCUCGGCGUGCUGGUGGGCAACCUGGGCCUGGCCGACCUGCUGUACGUCAGCACGCUGCCCUUCCUCGUCAGCUACUACCUGCGCGACAGAGUGUGGACCUUUGGGCAGGGCUGGUGCCGGAUCACCAGGGGCCUCUUCCACCUCAACCUCUACGCCAGCAUCGGCUUCCUCACCUGCAUCAGCAUCCACCGGUACCUGGGCAUUGUGCACCCGCUGAAGGCGCGGGGCAGGUGCCAGGGGGCAGCCUCCUCUGUGUGGCUCAGCGCCGUGGUCUGGGUGUGGGUCAUCGUGCAGGUAGUCCCCGAUUUUGCCAUCAGCAAGAUGGACGACACGGGGACGCGGUGCCACGACACGACGGGGCACGAGAACCUGGGCGUUUACUUGCCGUACACCCUGGCUGUCACUGUGACUGGGUUUGUCAUCCCGUUCCUCAUCAUCGUCGGAUGCUACUGCCAAGUGGUGGUGGCGCUCUGCAGGAAUGACACCGUGGACGUCGGCCUCAGGAGAAGAAGCAUCAGGCUGGUGAUUCUCGUGAUGGUCCUCUUCUCCAUCUGCUUCCUCCCCUACCACAUCUUCAGAAACCUCAACUUGCUGUCUCGAGGCUGGCAGCUGCAGGGCUCCUGCACACAGGCUUUAAAGAACAUCUACAUUUCCUACCAGGUGACCCGGGCCCUGGCCAGCUUCAACAGCGCCCUCAACCCCCUGCUCUACGUGAUGACCAGCGAGGACUGCGUGUCACGCAUAAGGAGCAUCCGCCAAAGAGUCAGCCAGUCCUUGAGUCCCACCUUCAGGAGGAAAACCACUUGCCAGGAGGAUGAGAAGAAGGUGGGCAUCAUUCUUUGUGAGGAGGAGGCUUCUGAUGAGCUUUGA
Eurypyga helias (sunbittern) is the source of this 930-nucleotide messenger RNA. Its product is annotated as P2Y purinoceptor 1-like. NCBI's taxonomy places the organism in Eukaryota, Metazoa, Chordata, Aves, Eurypygiformes, Eurypygidae. The record is from RefSeq and is a predicted model, not a curated record. The annotation marks the transcript as partial. Gene Ontology annotation, cellular component: membrane. Gene Ontology annotation, biological process: G protein-coupled receptor signaling pathway. Gene Ontology annotation, molecular function: neuropeptide receptor activity. The transcript has a single exon.